UCUCUGCAGAGCCCAGCAGCAUUUGGGCUGAGCCGGCGAGGCUGCAGAAUGGAGCUGCGACCCUACCAAUGGGAGGUGAUCAUGCCCGCCCUGGAGGGCAAGAAUAUCAUCAUAUGGCUGCCCACGGGCUCUGGGAAGACCAGGGCAGCUGCUUAUGUGGCCAAGAGGCAUCUAGAGACCGUGGACGGAGCCAAGGUGGUUGUAUUGGUCAACAGGGUGCACCUGGUGAGCCAGCAUUGUGAGGAGUUCAGCCGCAUGCUGGAGAGACGCUGGACCAUCACAACCCUGAGCGGGAACAUGGGGCCACGAGCUGGUUUUGGCCACGUCGCCCGGAGGCACGACCUGCUCAUCUGCACGGCUGAGCUGCUGCAGAAGGCACUGGCCAGCCCGGAAGAGGAGGAGCAUGUGGAGCUCAAUGCCUUCUCGCUGCUGGUGGUGGAUGAGUGUCACCACACGCACAAAGACACCGUCUACAACAUCAUCUUGAGCCGAUACCUGGAGCUUAAACUCCAGAGGACCCGGCCGCUGCCUCAGGUGCUGGGUCUCACCGCCUCCCCAGGCACUGGCGGCGCCUCCACACUCGAGGGGGCCAUUGAUCACGUCCUGCAGCUCUGUGCCAACCUGGACACAUGGUGCAUCAUGUCACCCCAGAACCAUCGCCCCCAGUUGCAGGAGCACAGCCACCAGCCCUGCAAACAGUAUGACCUCUGCUACAGGCACACCCAGGACCCGUUUGGGGACAUGCUGAAGAAGCUCAUGGACCAAAUCCACGACCACCUGGAGAUGCCCGAGUUGAGACGGGACUUCGGGACGCAAACCUACGAGCAGCAAGUGGUGGAACUGAGCCAGGAUGCGGCUGAGGCGGGGCUCCUGGAUCGGCGGGUGUACGCGCUUCACCUGCGUCGGUACAACGACGCGCUGCUUAUCCACGACACGGUCCGCGCAGUGGAUGCCCUCGACACGCUGCGAGAUUUCUACAACAGGGAGCGUGCCACUAAGACCCGGAUCCUGCAUGCCGAGCGCUGGCUGCUGGCGCUGUUUGAUGACCACGAGAAUGAGCUGACCCGCCUGGCAACUAGCAGCCCAGAGAACCCGAAACUGGAGGUGCUGGAAGCAAUCCUGCUGAAGCAAUUCAGGAGCCCUGACAGACCCCGGGGCAUCAUCUUCACCCGAACCCGCCAAAGCGCUCACUCCCUCCUGUUGUGGCUCCAGCAGCAGCCAGGCCUGCAGACAGUGGACAUCCGGCCCCAGGUGUUGAUUGGGGCUGGGAACAACAGCCAGAAGACUCAGCUGAUCCAGAUGACACAGCGGGACCAGCAAGAAGUAAUCCAGAAGUUCCGGACUGGUACCCUGAACCUCCUGGUGGCCACGAGUGUGGCAGAGGAGGGGCUGGACAUCCCCCAGUGCAAUGUGGUGGUGCGCUAUGGGCUCCUGACCAAUGAGAUCUCCAUGGUCCAGGCAAGGGGCCGGGCCCGGGCCAGCCAAAGCACGUACUCGUUUGUGGCAGCCCAAGGCAGUCGGGAGCUGCGGCGGGAGCUGACGAAUGAGGCGCUGGAGACUCUGAUGGAACGGGCAGUGGCAGCUGUGCAGGCGAUGGACCAGGCCGAGUACCAGGCCAAGAUCCGGGAUUUGCAGCGGGCAGCGUUGGUCAAGAGGGCAGUCCAGGCAGCCCAGAGAGAGAGUCGGCAGCGCAAGUUCCUGGCGGAGCAGGUCCAGCUCCUCUGCAUCAACUGUGUGGUGUCCGUGGGCUAUGGGAGUGACCUCCGGAAGGUGGAGGGUACCCAUCACGUCAAUGUGAACCCCAACUUCUCGAUCUACUACAACAUCUCAGAGCAGCCUGUGGUCAUCGACAGAGACUUCAAGGACUGGAGACCCGGGGGUGCCAUUAGCUGCCGGAACUGUGGGGAGGCCUGGGGUCUGCAGAUAAUCUACAAGUCAGUGAAGCUGCCGGUGCUCAAAGUUGGCAGUAUGCUGCUGGAGACACCACAAGGGCGAGUCCGGGCCAAGAAGUGGUCCCGCGUGCCCUUCACUGUGCCUGACUUUGACUAUGUGCAAUGUGCUGAGGGCCUGGCGGGCCUCUCUCUGGACUGACUGCCUUGUCCUGCAAUGCCCAGCACAGCCUGCAGGGGGCAGGAGAAUCCACAACAGCCACCAUCUCCUGGGCAAAGCCUGGGUCCAGCCCCUCCCACCGGAGUCACCAAUUCCUGACUCCCUACUGACCAACCAGCCACAGAGGAACCCUGGGCUCCCAGGCUGGCUCGACUCCUAUACUGAGGAAGCAGCCCGAGAGCCACAGCUCAUCCCAAAUAUCCUCACAUGUACAUAGACACCUUCGUAUACACUGAAUGGAACCGGGGGAGGCGGGGGUGGAAACUGAGGCAGGAGAAUGGCCACCCUGACUAGGCAUCAUCACGGUUUCCCUUCAACAUUCCUUCCCUGCCAAGGCCACUGCUAUUUUUUGAGAUUCUUCAUAAAUUAAAAAUAAAGAAGUGGAAAACGGGUGUA
Odocoileus virginianus texanus is the source of this 2505-nucleotide messenger RNA. It is a transcript of the gene DHX58, whose product is annotated as DExH-box helicase 58. Gene Ontology annotation, cellular component: cytoplasm. Lineage: Eukaryota; Metazoa; Chordata; Mammalia; Artiodactyla; Cervidae. The record is from RefSeq and is a predicted model, not a curated record. Gene Ontology annotation, biological process: antiviral innate immune response; cytoplasmic pattern recognition receptor signaling pathway; negative regulation of RIG-I signaling pathway. Gene Ontology annotation, molecular function: zinc ion binding; double-stranded RNA binding; ATP binding.